This is a messenger RNA of Anopheles maculipalpis, 1110 nucleotides long. RefSeq lists its product as uncharacterized. The record is from RefSeq and is a predicted model, not a curated record. NCBI's taxonomy places the organism in Eukaryota, Metazoa, Arthropoda, Insecta, Diptera, Culicidae. Bases 1 to 1110 code for a protein of 369 amino acids. The transcript has 2 exons.
AUGGUUGCAAGAAACUGGAAGUAUAUGGGCAUCAAGCCCGUUUGGCAAACGCUGCUCGUGGUGACGGUUGCUGCUUUGUGCGUGGAGCAUAUCGUUGCCUAUCCUUACGCGGAUGAUUUCCCUUAUCAAGUGCACGGUCGCCCGGUAUCCGUAGCGUCUGCGUCCGGUGGUUCCGGUGUGAAGAAGCUAGUGAGCGGUAGCUCGAAGGGAGCGAGCGGUGAGGGUGGUAGUGAUGCGCGAGACCACCGGAAGGAGCAUGCGUUCGAUGAGGCGGGCAGUAUUGGAUCAGCAUCCGAUGCCGUACGCUACCAUCAACUCGACAAUCAACUAGACGGCCACCGGGUGCUGGACGCGAGCAAGGGCAGCACGGUCGAUAAGGUGAAGCAUCUGGCGGGCGAAAACUUCGAGGCGGACAAAUCGCACAACCGAAAGCACAUCAAGUCAGGCUUUAGCAACUCGUACCAUAAGGACGAGAGUGGUAGCAAGAGCUCGUACUACGAAGAUUCGGACGAUCACGGCGGUAAGCAGGUGUACGACAACCGGCACAACCAGCGGAAUGACUACGCGGACAAGCUGUACAGUCAGGAUCGGCGCAAUGACUAUUUGCGGGAUCAUUACGAUGAUCGAGCGUCGGGUAGUGAGCUGCUGGGUGGACAUAACUACCGGCGAGUGGGUGCGCUAGAUCGUGGUAACGCGUACGGACAUCGGGACGGCUACGCACAUAACGACCACAAUGAUCAACAUUACGGUACAUCCGCGUACGGAGGCUACGACUACUAUCAACCCGGUGCCAACUAUCACCAUUACGACGAUCUGUACCGUCGCCGUUCGUACUACAAUCCGAGACCAUCGUUUGCUACCGCACCGUUGCAACCGGCACCGAUCACGAUUUAUGAAGAUCCGCGCGACUACGCACCGUACCCGGCGGCUCCCUAUCCGGUGCGUGAGGUUCGUGAUGGUUCGAGUGUGCUGAGCAGAGAUGCAGCCGCCGACUACCACCAUCACCAUCAUCGUCCAGACCAGGACGAAUCGUUCGGGCAGCGGCGACGACUCAUCUACAGGCCCAGUCCGGCACCGUUACCAAUGCUGAACGGUUAUGGCCGUUACUGA